Messenger RNA from Pristis pectinata (smalltooth sawfish), 987 nucleotides. Its product is annotated as endoplasmic reticulum-Golgi intermediate compartment protein 2-like. Gene Ontology annotation, biological process: retrograde vesicle-mediated transport, Golgi to endoplasmic reticulum; endoplasmic reticulum to Golgi vesicle-mediated transport. Bases 1 to 987 code for a protein of 328 amino acids. The record is from RefSeq and is a predicted model, not a curated record. The transcript has 10 exons. Gene Ontology annotation, cellular component: endoplasmic reticulum; COPII-coated ER to Golgi transport vesicle; membrane. NCBI's taxonomy places the organism in Eukaryota, Metazoa, Chordata, Chondrichthyes, Rhinopristiformes, Pristidae.
AUGAGAAGAAGGUUCAGCCAGAAGAUAUCUUCCAGUGCUAUCAAGAAGUUGGAUGCUUUCCCGAAAGUUGCCGAUGUCUGCGUUGAAACCUCCGUCAGUGGGGGCACAGUUUCACUCUUUACUUUCACACUGAUGGCUGUACUAACUGUGGGCGAGUACUGUUAUUACCGGGACACCUGGAUUAACUACAGUUAUCAAGUGGACACAGAUAUUUCCAGAAAACUACAAGUAAAUAUCGAUAUUACAGUGGCCAUGAAGUGUGACUGUAAGUACCUGCUGAUGCUUGAUAUUGGAGCAGACGUCACUGAUCGAACGGGUAUGGAGGUCGGUGGGUCGGGGGAUUUCCAUUACGAGCCAACCCACUUUGAGCUCUCAGCUAAGGACAGGGCCUGGCAGAGAAAGAUGCAAAAUAUCAAUCGACGGCUGCAGAAGGAACACAGCCUCCUGGACACUCUCAUAAAGUCACCGUUUAGCAGGACAACUCCAGCAGAGGGCCCAAGAUUUGUCAGCGAUAGUACUGUUGUUGGACGAAUCACAGGCGGCGAUAAGUCAGCGCACCAGAGCGAGAUCGGACACCUGGAACUGUACAUGUUCCAAUACUUCCUGAUCGUAGUGCCUACCGAAAUAAGCACCUACACAUUCUCCACAAGCACCUACCAAUUCUCAGUCUCGGAGCAGGAGAAAAAUCUGGCAGGAAUGGGAAGGAAGCAUGAAGUCCCGGGUGUCCUGGUGAAAUAUGACAUCAGCUGUCUUAAGAUCUUGAUCUCUGAAGAAGGGAUGUCUACCAACCGGUUUCUCAUUCGCCUCUGUGGGAUAGUUGGGGGAAUAUUUUCCACUGCAGGUGUUAAAGGUCCCAGGAGGUUAUUUGCAAAGCAGAGGAGUUCUCCCUGGGAUGCUCGGUUAGAUCUUCCCGUAAUCAACACCACUUCUGCACCUUCCCAAGGGCUCCAGCUCAACAAUGAAGUUGCCGAUCCUUUGUUCCAGUAA